AUGUCAGGAAACAAUGAAGCAGGCCCAUCAACCUCCGUCCCCUCUUUCCCCUCAGGAGGGAACGACAGUGGAAUCCCCGUGCAACCAUCAAAAAUAGCCAAGAACGCCAGGCUGCCUGCUACCAUGAUCAACCCUUCUGGACAGGUUCAGAAGUCGCAGAAGAAGAAUUCGAAGAAUAAACAGGUAUCGAAGAAGCAGAAAGCAAGGAAUGAAAAGGGAAAAGAAAGGGCGAUAGAGUUGAGUGAGAAAUUGGGCAACAAAGUGAAGGAGAGAGAGGAGAAAAAGGCAAAGAGACAGAGAGCCAAGAAGGCAUGGGAGUGA
Molecule: messenger RNA, 321 nt
Organism: Kwoniella botswanensis
Lineage: Eukaryota; Fungi; Basidiomycota; Tremellomycetes; Tremellales; Cryptococcaceae
Exons: 3
Coding region: 1-321 (106 amino acids)
Source: RefSeq, a predicted model, not a curated record